Messenger RNA from Mytilus trossulus (common blue mussel), 3879 nucleotides. RefSeq lists its product as uncharacterized. NCBI's taxonomy places the organism in Eukaryota, Metazoa, Mollusca, Bivalvia, Mytilida, Mytilidae. The transcript has 16 exons. The record is from RefSeq and is a predicted model, not a curated record. Gene Ontology annotation, molecular function: DNA-binding transcription factor activity; cysteine-type peptidase activity. Gene Ontology annotation, biological process: proteolysis. Bases 587 to 2830 code for a protein of 747 amino acids.
ACUUCGGUUUCUUUAUAGUACAAUCUGAAUAAAAUUUGGAUCUAUUAUAAUUUUCAUUCGUAUAGUUCUGGACAUAAUAUUCAAUUUCAUGAUGCUUGAUGUAUAGGGAAAACGGAAGUAUUACAUUUUCCCAGCAUUAGGUUGGCAUUUUGUGUACCCAAGGGAAGCAACUAGAUAACAACCUUUGAAACCAGAAAUGCGUACGCAUCUACUUGUUAAAAAUAGAACGGCUUCCCCGUAUUUAUUUCCGGCGCUCUUUUUGAAAAUGAAAGUAGAACAGGAGGGAAGAGAACAGCUAAGCUAAAUAGUUAAAUAAAAACAUGUAGAACUAGAACAACGCAAAUAUGGAACAACCCCCACUCCAACAGACAGAGGAUACAGGAUGGUGUGAUUUUUUUUCCACAUUCCAUAACCCAAAUAUAAUGGCUUUGUUGAGUCAAAAGAACAGUUAGAGGAGCUUAAGUGGCACUAUGAAGUGGAGACAAAAUCAUAUUUUGUUUCUGUGAAAACUUCAUCCACUUUUGGAAACACUGAUAUUGACAGUAAGCAGCACAAGAUCCAGUGGAGGGAAAAGAACAACCUUCAUAUGCCAGACAAUCCCUAUAUAGUCCUACAAACAGAGAGAUUUGAGUGUCACCAUGGGCCAGAUAGAAAUAAGGCUAAAAAAGUCAAAGCCCAGAAUGCACAGCAAUCGGAUCACUCUGCUUAUCAAAAGAAACGUUUCCACAUCCAAACAACUAAAAAAUUGAACUGUCCUGCGACCAUUAUUGCAAAAGAGAUGAUUUUCUUUACUGACUUUAAGGAUUGUAUCUCAAAGUAUAAAAAAGAGCAACUGUCCAGGGUUAUUAGAAGCAGUUUAACUGAUACAGAUAUUAAACUGGCAAUGACACGCCAUAUUUUUAUAUCAUUGCCACAAGGAGAAAGAAAUGGACAUCAAAAUCAUCUUUAUGGAGAGGCCGCAGAAGUUUCCAUACCAGUGGACAAAAGAAUUAUUGGUAAAAUUGAGGAGUAUGUUGGUGAAGGUUUAGUGUCAUCAAGCUGCUUAAGACCAUUACUUGAGCAGUUUGUAAGACACGAAAUAUUUGCUGGUGAGAAAUGUGCCAACUGGACAAACAGAAGAUUUUUCCCAAGUCAGCGGGAUAUAUCUAACUUCGUUUAUGCUGCUAAGUUGAAGGGAUUGAAGGCCAAAUAUGAUCAGGAAAACUUAAUGGCUCAUGUUGAUGAGUGGCAGAAAGACAGGCCAGAAGAUAAGUUUCUUUUCUCUGGUUCUGAUGUGAACACAGAAGAUACUGGAGACUCAACAGGUUUCUUUUUCUUAUACCAAUCAACCUGGCAACAACGACUGCUUAACCUUUAUGGCAAUGAGAUUUGUCUUCUAGAUGCUACAUACAGAACAACAAAAUAUUCAAUUCCACUGUUUUUCUUGUGCGUCAAGACAAAUGUGGAUUAUUCAGUUGUAGCUGUUUUUGCAUGUCAGUAUGAAAACAGUAGUACCAUCACUAAGGCUCUCAACCAAAUUAAAGAAUGGAACCCUAACUGGAACCCGAAAUAUUUCAUGGUAGACAACUGUGAAGCUGAGAUCAAAGCAAUCAUUACUUGUUUUCCAGCACCAGAUUGCCAGCCUUUUAUCUGUGAUUUUCACAGAGAGCAGGCCUGGAGUAGGUGGUUGAAAGCGAUUAAACAUGGUCUUAACCAGAAUGUUGAUGAUGUUUUGCUGAUCCUAAGAAGAGUUGCUAGAGCACAAACAACUGCACAUUUUGAUGAAGCCAUCAGCAACCUAAAAGAGGGCUAUUUUUGGAAAACCCACAAAGAAUUUAGAGAUUGGAUGAAUAAUACCUGGUUAAAGAGUGUAAAGGGGAUGAAAUUCUUUUCUUUAAAAUUAAAAGUAUUCAGAAUGCUUUAUAUGUGGGCUUGGUUGUACAGGAAAGACCGUCUGUUGGUAAAAAUUAACACCAACAAUGGUGUUGAAAGACAAAACAGGACACUUAAAUAUGAUUUCCUGGCCAAAUACACAGACCGCACUCUAACAGGGAUGUUAACCACUGUUAUUAAGCGGUUUCUGCCAGAUCAAUAUAGGAAAUAUCUAGAUGUUAACAUAAAAGCAUCUGCCUUCUACAAACAGUACAACCAGCACAUACCUGCAUUUCUCCAUAAUCGACCAAAGGAGAUGGACAAGGGAAACAUCAAAGUAAGACACCAGUUGGUCUGCACCACAAACAACAUCAUUAAUGGAAAAUAUGUCCCUGGACGACAUGAAAAGAACAAAUUAAUACCAUACGACUUUGUCAUUGGAGCCUACCACCAGAGAGGAGGUCAUUGGGAUUUGCUGAUUGUUGAACCAUCAAAGGGAAAGGUUGUUUUUCUCAACCCUUUGGGAGCCUCACCAAAUCAAAAGAGAACAGUUCUUUUGAAUUGGAGAAAAUACAUAGGACAGAUGCUUCUUCUUCAUCCAGAGAAUGGGUACAAAAACUGGACACUGGAAGUACCUGACCAUUCCAAACAACUAGAUGGAUCCAGUUGUGGCAUCUUCUGUCUUUUGUUUGCAGAGAAAUAUCUGGCUGGACAAUCUCUGCUUGGUAUAACUCAGGAAGAAGUAAAUAAUAAAAGAGUAAUGAUAGCCCAAACACUGAUGAUGUUUGAAGGACACAUGGUGGGAUGCUGUCCAUGCUGUGGAUUUCGAACAAAUGCUGAUGAAGAACAAUUGAUUCAAUGCAAAAUAUGCAAGAAUUUGUUCCACAGAAAAACCCAUUGUGUUGGUGAGGCUUUAGCAACUGGCACCAGCAAUGAAGACUUUGUUUGUGAAAUAGACAGAACAGUUGAAAAAAAAUGAGCUAUUUUGUAAAUAAUAAUCAAUUUUGAAAUAUUUAUACAUUAGGGAUAGUCAACCAUGUAAAAUGAGUUUUGUUUUACUGAGAUCAAGUGUUGUACAGUUAUAUUUCUGUGUAGAACAUACUGCCAGGUUACUGAAGUUAGUAUUAUGCCUGUACUAACCUCUGUAACCUGUUUAUACAUAAGGGGUAGUCAACCAUUUAAUAUGAGUUUUCUUUUACUGAGAACAAGUGUUGUACAGUUAUAUUUCUGUGUAGAACAUACUGCCAGGUUACUGAAGUUAGUCUUAUGCCUGUACUAACCUCUGUAACCUGUUUAUACAUAAGGGAUAUUUAAACAUGUAAUGUGAGUUUAGUUAUACUGAGAACAAGUGUUGUACAGUUAUAUUUCUGUGUAGAACAUACUGCCAGGUUACUGAAGUUGAUCUUAUGCCUGUAAUAACCCCUGUAAUCUGUUUAUACAUAAGGGGUAGUCAACCAUUUAAUAUGAGUUUUGUUUUACUGAGAACAAGUCUUGUACAGUUAUAUUUCUGUGUAGAACAUACUGCCAGGUUACUGAAGUUGAUCUUAUGCCUGUACUAACCCCUGUAAUCUGUUUAUACAUAAGGGUAGUCAACCAUGCAAUGUUAGUUUUGUUUUACUGAGAACAAGUGUUGUACAGUUAUAUUUCUGUGUAGAACAUACUGCCAGGUUACUGAAGUUAGUAUUAUGCCUGUACUAACCUCUGUAACCUGUUUAUACAUAAGGGUAGUCAACCAUGCAAUGUUAGUUUUGUUUUACUGAGAACAAGUGUUGUACAGUUAUAUUUCUGUGUAGAACAUACUGCCAGGUUACUAAAGUUAGUAUUAUGCCUGUACUAACCUCUGUAACCUGUUUAUACAUAAGGGGUAGUCAACCAUUUAAUAUGAGUUUUGUUUUACUGAGAACAAGUGUUGUACAGUUAUAUUUCUGUGUAGAACAUACUGCCAGGUUACUGAAGUUAGUCGUAUAUCUGUACUCACCUCCAUGAACUGUUUAAAAGUAAGAGAUAGUUAACAAUUGUAUAUGCGUU